Alternaria viburni is the source of this 969-nucleotide messenger RNA. RefSeq lists its product as uncharacterized. The transcript has 5 exons. Lineage: Eukaryota; Fungi; Ascomycota; Dothideomycetes; Pleosporales; Pleosporaceae. The coding region runs from base 1 to 969 and encodes 322 amino acids. The record is from RefSeq and is a predicted model, not a curated record.
AUGCCUGCAGUCGAGACAAAGUUUGACCCCAAGGACAUGCAGUUCCGUCGCCUUGGACCCGCUGGGUUGAAGGUCUCGGUCCUGUCCUUGGGAGGUUGGUUGACAUACGGAGGAACGCAGAAGGGUUCCAUCGUGAAGGACUGCAUGCAAGAGGCUUGGAACCAUGGCAUCAACUUCUUCGACACUGCCGAGGUAUACGCAGCCGGUGAGUGCGAACUUGAGAUGGGCAAGGCUUUCAAGGAGCUGCAGUGGCCGCGUGACGAGGGUCUAUCCAAGAAGCACAUUGUCGAGGGCUUGAAGAGCUCCUUGAAGCGUCUUGACCACGAUUACGUCGACGUUGUUUUUGCUCAUCGCUACGACCCUGACGUUGGCAUGAAGGAGAUCGUUGAAGCUUUCACCCAGACAAUCCAGAUGAACUUGGCAUACUACUGGGGUACAUCCGAAUGGUCUGCGGAUCAGAUCCAGGAGGCAUGCGAUAUCGCCGAGAAGUACAACCUAAUCGCCCCUAUCGUGGAGCAGCCUCAGUACAACGCUUUCCACCGUGAGCGCUUCGAGAAGGAAUACGCUCCAUUGUACAAGAAGUACCAAUACGGAACGACCAUCUGGUCACCUCUGGCUUCGGGCAUGUUGACUGGCAAAUACAACGAUGGCAUUCCGUCCGACUCCCGAUUCGCGACUAACCCCGAAUUCUUCAAGAACUCAAUCGAGGCGCUGAAGAGCGACGAGGGACAGGCUAAGAUCAAGAAGGUCAAGGAACUGACUAAGAUUGCUGAGAAACUUGGAGGCACCACGACUCAACUCGCGCUUGCCUGGGCAGCUAAGAACCCGAAUGUGUCUACUGUUAUUCUUGGCGCAACGAAGCCCGAACAGGUCAAGGACAACUGUGGCGCUCUCAAGCUGCUCGAGAAGUUGACACCGGAGCUCAUGGAGGAGAUUGAGAAGAUCCUCGACAACAAGCCAAAGCUAUAG